AGCCCCGCUGCCCCGGGUCACGUGCUCAGCUGCCAUCUUGUCUGUGGCGGCGGCGCGGCCGCCGGGACGAGGUGUGCUGGGGCGGCGCUGCUUCUCGGGGCGUGGCUCUCGUUCUAGCAGAAGGGGCAGUGGAGAGUGCGCCGAAGUGGUGAGAUGGCGGCGUCGGUGCCGGGGAGUGGCGUUAGUGACCAACAUAAAGGGCGGCGGGGCUGCGAGCACUAUGACAGAGGAUGUCUAUUGAAGGCACCUUGCUGUGACAAGCUUUAUACAUGCAGGUUGUGUCAUGACAACAAAGAAGAUCAUCAGCUAGAUCGCUUUAAAGUAAAGGAAGUGCAGUGCAUAAACUGUGAAAAAAUCCAAUAUGCCCAGCGGACUUGUGAAGAAUGCAGCACAGUGUUUGGAGAAUAUUAUUGCAGUAUAUGCCAUCUUUUUGACAAGGACAAGAAGCAAUAUCAUUGUGAAAAUUGUGGAAUUUGUAGUUUGUUUUUCAUAGCACAAUUUAAGGCUUGCAGAUCUCUGGAGGAGGAAGUAACUGCUGACUUUCUGAUUGGUCCAAAGGAAGACUUUUUCCACUGUUUGAAAUGUAAUUUAUGCCUAGCUCUUAGUCUCCAAGGAAAGCACAAGUGUAUUGAAAAUGUCUCCCGACAGAAUUGUCCAAUAUGUUUGGAGGACAUUCACACAUCGCGUGUCGUUGCUCAUGUCUUGCCAUGUGGACAUCUUUUGCAUAGAACGUGUUAUGAAGAAAUGUUGAAAGAAGGCUACAGAUGUCCACUAUGCAUGCAUUCUGCUUUAGACAUGACUAGGUACUGGAGACAGCUGGAUGAUGAGGUAGCACAGACUCCUAUGCCAUCAGAAUAUCAGAACAUGACAGUGGAUAUUCUCUGCAAUGAUUGCAAUGGAAGAUCUACAGUCCAGUUCCAUAUACUGGGCAUGAAAUGUACUCUGUGUGACUCCUACAACACUGCUCAAGCUGGAGGGUGUAGAGCCUCACUGGAUCAGCAGUGACCAGCCUACACUGCACUGGAAAGCUCAGCAUUUUCUGAUGUAGAAAAAGUAUCCUGUUGUAUGUGUCAAAAUCUAUGCUUUAGAGGAGAUAUGCUUUGAACUAGUGUUACAGCAUAAAGGAUUCAGGGUCUUUAUAGAAUAAUCACAGUUCUACAGGGGAUGAAAGCCAGCGAGUUUGUGUCUUCAUUGAAAUUCCUUUGAGAAACUGAUUAUCACUGUAAUUUACAUUCCGAGAAGUAUGUUAUACAUUCGUAAAACUCUGCUGUGACACUCUGCAUGUAGAAUUUGUUUCUAGUUCUUGAUAGAACUACACUCAGCAUUCUCGACUUCUGUGGACUGGCAUAUAAUGAGAAUAUGUUCUCCCUUACUGUUAAAUCUCUUGGGUUGUCAGAAAACCUUUACUCAUUUUUUGCAUAGAAAACAAAAAGAAUAGUCCUGACUUUUCUUAUAACCCAGUAAUCACACAUGCUUUAGAAUUUUCUAAGACAGUCCUUUUGAUCCUGUAAUGUGAAUUUUGAUGUAAUAAAUGCAAAUAAAUAUAUGGAAGCUUUUUAUAAAACUUUUUACAAAUUUA
This is a messenger RNA of Erinaceus europaeus (western European hedgehog), 1579 nucleotides long. It is a transcript of the gene RCHY1, whose product is annotated as ring finger and CHY zinc finger domain containing 1. The record is from RefSeq and is a predicted model, not a curated record. The transcript is spliced from 10 exons. Gene Ontology annotation, cellular component: nucleus. NCBI's taxonomy places the organism in Eukaryota, Metazoa, Chordata, Mammalia, Eulipotyphla, Erinaceidae. Gene Ontology annotation, biological process: protein ubiquitination; ubiquitin-dependent protein catabolic process. Gene Ontology annotation, molecular function: zinc ion binding; ubiquitin protein ligase activity. Bases 154 to 1005 code for a protein of 283 amino acids.